ACCGACUGUUGUAAACACGAGUAAACUGUUGAAAGUUGAAAGCAAGAGUAGACUGUUGAAAAUCUAGACCGUGAGAUGGCGCUGAAACCAAUUCUAUUGUGUUUGUUUGUGUUGCAUCUCAGUGGGACACCAACAAUAGAAGCCUCGAGCCUUCAAUUUGUAGCGAACCCUUUAGUCAUCAAGCCUGUCUUGUCAAAAAAGCUUCAAGUACGAUGUGCUGUUUUUAACACAACACAGGAGAUCAUGAGAAGAAAUUAUAAAAAUAAGGGCUUGGUCGAGGGGAAGUUAAUCAGCAGCAUGGAAGAUCCGCAACCGGACGUGGGUCAUCUCAUGUCCAUCGUCAUCACCAAGUGGAACAAGGAGACUGACCAGAACGAGACUGUGGCCAGCGUUGCCGGGUGUCUGGCAGCUGGAGCAGAGUUCAACUUCCUGGGGAAAGUUGAGGUGGAGGGAAACACGGAGAGGUCACCUGUGCCAGGUGAGGUCGGUUACCUGAAGUUGACGUGGGACAGACCGCUUGACCAACACUCUGGCCUGUAUAGCUGUGAAGCUUCGGCACUAACAUCGGAGAAACAUACAAUAUCUCUAAGCGCAUCUUUGCAAAUCGUGGCCAAGGAACCUACCAUCUCAGAUAUUGUCGCCUACAUCUCUGAACACGACAAGAACAUCACAUCACUGAAAGAGGAAAACCAGAAGCUCAAACUGGACCUUGAAUCUUUGAUGUCAAACACGACACAAAACUUUACAGAGGUGCAGCAAAAAAUGGCGCUUAUGAAAGGUCAAAACACUCAAACCGGAAGCGUAACUUGCUCAGACCAGACGAUCCUCUUUUCACAGCAGUUCAAAAACACUCCGAUCGUAUACGUUGCCUUUGAAGCAUUAAGUGUUAGCGGUAGUGGAACUUACACUACCUCACUCUCUACGUCUGCAGUGUCUGUUUCAUCUUUCAAGCUGUCGUGUUCAUACACCGGUCAUGUGAAUACUUGGGGCCUCAGAGUCAGGUGGCUUGCUACUGAUUAA
Physella acuta is the source of this 1020-nucleotide messenger RNA. RefSeq lists its product as uncharacterized. Gene Ontology annotation, molecular function: carbohydrate binding. NCBI's taxonomy places the organism in Eukaryota, Metazoa, Mollusca, Gastropoda, Physidae. Gene Ontology annotation, biological process: cell adhesion. The record is from RefSeq and is a predicted model, not a curated record.